UUAGCCUAUCUUUACUUUAACACGCUUUAGCAACGCUUCCUAUCCCGACCGUAGUACGAUUUCGCUUCAUGGAACAUUGUCGUUCACUAACCAAUUUUGGCAACGGAUAAUGUCUUUGAAGAGGGUUCAUUAAGAACGGAUGGUCGAUGAAGACGCAUCGGCAUGAGAUGAGGAAACGGUGUCUCACACACACAAGAGGUGCUGACUAUUCAAGAGGGAAGCUAAAGAUACUGAUUCCUCUGACGCUAUAAUGGCGCAUUUAGACCCUGGAAUUUGCACAUUACGACAGUGAGAGUCCACCAUUUUAUAGGGUUCGAAUAAGGAAGGCAGUUGUCUUUUAAUAUACUAAUAGGACUUGUUUGUAGUAUGACACCGUCACUCUCAAUUAGACAAUGUUAGCUUUUAUAUAUGUAUUCAAAACGGGCGUCGUUUUGUUUACAUUGACGCGGUUGAAGUGUUAUGGAGUAACCUGCUAUCCUGCUCGUUGAAAGUUCGUUGUCCAGUGUUGUAAGAGGUUGCAUUAGUCAGUUUAAACAAGAGGGAACGCUAGAGCGCUGUAGAGUGCAUACUGUAUGAGAGAAUGAAGAAGUGCAGUCCCUGGACGUUUCUCCCUAUUACAUUUUCCCUGUUCACUGCUGCUGGCCUGUGGCUUGUGUAUUUUAUAGCAGUGGAGGAUGACAAAAUAGUUCCUCUCAGUUCAGAAUACAAAAGAUCAGGACAGAAGUCCCCUCCCUACAUAAGCGCGGCAGGCAAUGCACCGCCAGCCAGCUGUGUGUUUAGCCAAGUCAUGAACAUGGCAGCAUUUGUGGGAUCCAUUCUUGGUGUGCUGCGAUACCUUCAGCUGAAACCACGUAUGCGCCUGCCAUGGAUGAACAUUGGUAGUCUAGUGGCUUUGUCUCUGGCUUGCCUUGGAAUGACCUUGGUGGGGAAUUUCCAGCUCACCAAUGAUGAAGAGCUCCACAACGUAGGCACAUCAAUGACCUUUGGCCUAGGAACUCUGUUCUGUUGGGUGCAGUCCGUCAUAACGGUGAAGGUAAACUUGCGGAAUGAGGGCAGGCGGACAGGUAUCCCUCGUUUCCUCUUGUCUGGAGCUGUUACUGCCUGCAUGCUGCUUUACUUCACCCUGAUGGCCCAGGGUCUUCACAUGCAUGCUGCCCGGACACAGUGGGCCCUCGUCAUGUUCUUUCUUUCCUUUCUGGCCUCCUUUGCCGUUGAGUUCCGCCACUAUCACUUUAAGAUUGUGUGCACCGAUGACCAGGACCCCCCACUUAGUCUGACUGAGACCUUCUCUGAGGUGUCGGAGUACCAAUCGGAUCAGCUUUAGGACCCAGUGCUGGGGCAGUCAUGCUUAUUCUCACAGAGCCAGACUAGCUGUAGGAUUUGCCAGGAGGGCAGAAUCGGAACAAACAAAAACCAUUAUGAGCAACGGAACACUCUCCAAAGACAACUAAUAAAAUUGGUUUACAAUGCAGGUUGAAUUGAAAAAAAAAACUAUUUGUAGCAGAAAUGAUUUGCACUGUUGGACUGGCUCAUACAGACAUAUGGAUUCGUUUUUAAAAUAGAUGCUGUUGCUCCUUAUUGCCACACAUUCAGUGAUUUACCUGAAGCACACCCAUUGGUUGGAUACAAUUAUUUGUACUUAGUCCUGACUGACAGGCAUGCUGGCCCAUAGCCAAAGUACUCUAUGACCAAAAUGCUGUAUCCAGCACAAUGUCUUUUUAUGAUCAAUGUCUGUAAGCACUACACCACAUGCAUGUUUGCCUGAGGAAUGUAAUCUGCAAUAAUCUUUGAAUGGCUCACUCUUCACUCAACUCACUGAGCACAGCUGUGAAAGAAGACAUGACGGGUAAGGAGUCAUUACUUUAUCAUUUGAGUCAAAAUGUCUGUGUUAACUGUUUUUUCUGUAAAAAACUAAAAAAAAAAAAAAAAAAAAAGACAAGCACAUGAGACCAGGUUGUUUUCCAUGUUCCUUUUACUUUCCCAAAUCAACAUCCCACAAGUGCUCACAUUCUUUAUCUUCCAUUAAAAAAACAAAGAAAAGAUUUGAAUUUCAGGUUAUGACAAUUCAGUGCUCCAAUCAAACAUAAUACUGUAGCUAUAAGGUAUGAACACCAGUUCUUGAUGCUAAAAUCCCAUGACAACUUUUGUAAUAUUUCAUAUUAUUAAAAUGUUGCAGGAAAUCA
Messenger RNA from Clupea harengus (Atlantic herring), 2183 nucleotides. It is a transcript of the gene tmem150c, whose product is annotated as transmembrane protein 150C. NCBI's taxonomy places the organism in Eukaryota, Metazoa, Chordata, Actinopteri, Clupeiformes, Clupeidae. Gene Ontology annotation, cellular component: plasma membrane. The record is from RefSeq and is a predicted model, not a curated record.